AAGUCAAUUUUCGAACACAAAUCGUAAAAUAUACAAUGUUCUAACAAGUCAAAGAUUUGGGUUCUCCAAUUCUGCAUCCCACCCCACAAAAUUGGAGCCAAACCCACGUUGAACAUGGACGUUGUCAAUGUUCACAAUUCAGAUGCGCCCACUUCAUGUUUAUGGUGGAGGAAAUCAUUUGACUUCAAUUCUUUAAUCUUUCUCCAUUUUAUCAGACAAGCAUCUGCUUUUUCUCAUCAUUACAUCAACAAAUCCCAACCAACUUUUCACCUACAAUUCAAUUCUCCUUCAAUUCAAAACCCCCAAAUUUUGAACAAAAGAGGCCACAUAAUUGAUUUGAUCGCGCAAAUACGCACCAACUGUUCGACGAAUUGCCUCAAAGAAUAGAACUUUCAAAAUGGAAAAUCCCAAUUACACACCUUCAAAUUUCAUAUCAGUUUUCUCGAAUUUGCCAAAGCCAUUUGAGGAUUCAAGCACAAAUGGUUCAGGCGAUGGAAAGCAGCAACCUUUAAGCUUGUGGCCAGGAAUGUACCAUUCACCAGUAACAAUUGCAUUGUGGGAAACAAGGUCUAAGAUAUUUGAGAAAAUGAAUUUCACUUCAAUUGAUCAUCCUCCACAAACCCAUUUGCUAAAUAAGACUCCUUCACAAUCUAGGAUGACUGUUCUUUACAAUUUCUCCUCUGAUUUUAUCUUAAGAGAGCAGUAUAGGGAUCCUUGGAAUGAGAUGAGGAUUGGGAAAUUGCUUGAAGAUCUUGAUGCUCUUGCUGGUACUAUCUCUGUCAAGCAUUGUUCUGAUGAUGACUGCACUACAAGACCAUUGUUACUGGUCACAGCUUCUGUAGACAGGAUUGUUUUGAAGAAGCCAAUCAGUGUAGACAGUGAUUUGAGGAUAUCUGGUUCUGUCAUAUGGGUUGGGUGGUCUUCAAUCGAGAUUCAACUGGAUGUUAGUCAGGCCAUUGAAGGAUCUUUUGCUUCAGAUUCAGUUGCUCUUACAGCUAACUUCAUUUUUGUGGCCCGGGAUUCAAAGACACGGAAAGCUGCUUCAGUUAACCGACUUGCUCCUGAAACUGAAACGGAAAAACUUUUGUUUGAAGAAGCGGAAGCAAGAAGCAAACUCAGGAAAAGAAAAGGAGGACAAAACAAAAGGGGUUAUGCAGAUGGGGAAAUGGACAGAUUGGUAGCUCUUUUAUCAGAGGGGCGCAUCUUCUGCGACAUGCCAGCGUUGGCAGAUAGAAAUAGCAUUCUUUUGAGGGAUACCCGUCUUGCAAACUCUUUAAUAUGCCAGCCUCAGCAGAGAAACAUCCAUGGUAGGAUCUUUGGAGGGUUUCUGAUGCACAGAGCAUUUGAGCUUGCUUUCUCUACAUCAUAUGCAUUUGCUGGCGUCAGGCCUUCUUUUCUAGAAGUUGAUCAUGUUGACUUCUUGAAACCUGUGGAUGUUGGUGACUUUUUGCGUUUCAAAUCAUGUGUCCUUUACACAGAACUGGAAGAUCCAGAACAUCCAUUGAUAAUUGUUGAGGUUGAAGCUCAUGUUACAAGGCCUGAAAUCAGGUCAAGUGAGGUAUCCAACACAUUCUACUUCACGUUCACAAUCUGUCCAGAAGCAAAGGCUGAGAAAAACAAAAUCAUAAUUCGCAACGUCGUUGCAGCCACUGAGGAAGAAGCACGUCAUAUCUUGGAACGAAAGGAUGCAAAGGCUCUGCAAGUUAGCAAUUGUGCAAACAAAGAAGUGUCGACUAACAUUAUUGAAGAAUAAGGGUAGAAGAUUGAUUAUGUAUGUCUUCUUACAAUAAUUUUCUAACUAUAGAAUAUGUAAUUCUUCUGAAUCCUGAUAUCAUUUCACAUGUAUCUGCAAAAGACAAUACUAGAACUGAACCACUUUCUGAUUGCCUUUUAAUUUGUUGAUAACUUAACCAUGUGUAUCAAAUUGUAUGCAGUUGCACAUGAUCUUGGACCAAUUCUUUCAUAUUUUAAGUGCUGUAAAAGAAUCGGAAUUAUCAAGUGUCUACUUGUUAUCCGUUAUGUCA
Molecule: messenger RNA, 2024 nt
Organism: Spinacia oleracea (spinach)
Lineage: Eukaryota; Viridiplantae; Streptophyta; Magnoliopsida; Caryophyllales; Amaranthaceae
Product: acyl-coenzyme A thioesterase 2, chloroplastic
Exons: 5
Coding region: 398-1753 (451 amino acids)
Biological process (GO): acyl-CoA metabolic process
Molecular function (GO): fatty acyl-CoA hydrolase activity
Source: RefSeq, a predicted model, not a curated record